Oryctolagus cuniculus (rabbit) is the source of this 1300-nucleotide messenger RNA. NCBI's taxonomy places the organism in Eukaryota, Metazoa, Chordata, Mammalia, Lagomorpha, Leporidae. The record is from RefSeq and is a predicted model, not a curated record.
GCCACCUGGUCUGGCCCCGGCAGCGUCUCGACCCCCGGCCUGGCCCCACUCUGGCCCUGCCCGGACGAGGGCUCUGCCUGGCACCCAGGCAGCCUCCGGAGUAGCCGAAGCCCAUGAGGGCCGCGCGCCCCGCCGCGGCUGCUGACGAGAUGGAGCUCCCGGUCCCCGAGGAGGAGCAGAGGAUCAAUGCGAUUCAAGAAUCGAUUCCAGCGGUUCAUGAACCAUCGAGCCCCCGCCAAUGGCCGCUACAAACCGACUUGCUAUGAACACGCUGCUAACUGUUACACACAUGCAUUCCUCAUUGUUCCGGCCAUCGUGGGCAGUGCCCUCCUCCAUCGACUGUCUGACGACUGCUGGGAAAAGAUAACAGCAUGGAUUUAUGGCAUGGGCCUCUGUACCCUCUUCAUUGUUUCCACAGUAUUUCACAUCGUCUCAUGGAAAAAGAGCCACUUGAGGUUAAAUCUCCGUGAACUUGGACCCCUGGCAUCUCAUAUGCGUUGGUUUAUCUGGCUCAUGGCAGCUGGAGGAACAAUUUAUGUGUUUCUCUACCAUGAAAAGUAUAAUGUGGUUGAGCCUUUUUUCUAUCUCACAAUGGGAUUCUCCCCGGCCUUGGUGGUGACAUCAAUGACUAACACCGACGGACUGCAUGAACUUGCCUGUCGGGGCUUAAUUUAUUGCUUGGGAGUUGUGUUCUUCAAGAGCGAUGGCAUCAUUCCAUUUGUCCAUGCCAUCUGGCACCUGUUUGUGGCCACAGCAGCUGCGGUGCAUUACUAUGCCAUUUGGAAGUACCUUUACCGAAGUCCUACGGACUUUGUGCGACACUUAUGACCAGAGUGUAGUGGGUCUCCAAGCCAGUAUUAUCUCAGUGAUGGCACUUGGGAGUGGGGUAAGAGCUGAAAAUUGCACAGGGAGAGGAAGAAGAAGACAACUGCACUGACUUUCUUUAUGUCUUUUGAAUAUUAAUUACUGUGAAAGUAUAGAAGAGCUGUGUUCUCGAAUUUUCCCCCUCACAGCAAAUAGUGAAUUAUCCAUUCCAUUCCACUAUCAUGAAGGACUCUGAAUAGACUUGGCCAACUGAUGUUUACAAACCAGAAUUUUGUAUUUUAAUUUUACAGAUUUUACUACAUGGUUUUUCUAAAUUACUAGGUCGGGUUGUUAAAGUCAGUGCAAUAACAAAGCUUCCUUUUUAAGAAAAAAAAUUAUUUCUAUCACUUUCCCAUUCAGUGUGUAAAGAAUCAUGGACAGAACUUACACUACUUUUACCAUGUUUCAUCUUGGAAUAACAUGGUUCUUUUUUAAA